Messenger RNA from Chinchilla lanigera (long-tailed chinchilla), 2050 nucleotides. It is a transcript of the gene Slc39a7, whose product is annotated as solute carrier family 39 (zinc transporter), member 7. Gene Ontology annotation, molecular function: zinc ion transmembrane transporter activity. The record is from RefSeq and is a predicted model, not a curated record. Gene Ontology annotation, biological process: zinc ion transmembrane transport; intracellular zinc ion homeostasis. Bases 106 to 1500 code for a protein of 464 amino acids. NCBI's taxonomy places the organism in Eukaryota, Metazoa, Chordata, Mammalia, Rodentia, Chinchillidae. Gene Ontology annotation, cellular component: membrane. The transcript has 8 exons.
GUAUCGGGGCGGAGGGAGAACGGAACUUCCGGUUCUCGCGGGAGCUAGAGGCGUGACUGCCACGUCCGUGCAAACCGGGAAAGGAGAGGACCCCGCCGCCGCGUGAUGGCCAGCGGCCUGCGGGCCCCACACUGGGUGGCAGUGGGACUGCUGACCUGGGAAGCCUUGGGGCUGCUGGUGGCCGGACACGGGGCUCAUGGUGACUCGCAGAAGGACGUGCAAGAGGAUUUCCACGGCCACAGCCACAGCCACUCACAUGAGGAUUUCCACCACGGACACAGCCAUGCCCAUGGCCAUGGCCACACUCAUGAGAGCAUCUGGCAUGGGCACACCCACGGUCACGACCAUGGACAUUCACAUGAGGACCUGCACCAUGGCCAUAGCCAUGGCCACUCCCAUGAGAGCCUGCACCGCAGAGGACAUGGACCUGACCAGGAACAUAGCCAUGGAGGAGGCUAUGGGGAACCAGGGUCCCCAGGCAUCAAGCAUGACCUGGACACUGUCACUCUCUGGGCCUAUGCACUGGGGGCCACAGUGCUGAUCUCUGCAGCUCCAUUUUUCGUCCUCUUCCUCAUCCCAGUAGAGUCAAACUCGCCCCGACAUCGCUCUCUGCUCCAGAUCUUGCUCAGCUUUGCUUCCGGGGGGCUCCUGGGAGAUGCCUUCCUGCACCUUAUCCCUCAUGCCCUGGAGCCUCAUUCUCACCACACUCCGGAGCAGCCUGGACAUGGACACUCGCACAGUGGCCAGGGCCCCAUUCUGUCUGUGGGGCUGUGGGUUCUCAGUGGAAUUGUUGCCUUCCUGGUGGUGGAGAAAUUUGUGAGACAUGUGAAAGGAGGACAUGGACAUGGACACAGUCAUGCACAUGGAGGUCAUGGACAUGAGAAGCAGGAGCACCCUUCAAAGGAGAAGCCCAGCUCAGAGGAAGAAGAAAAGGAAGCAGGAGGGUUGCGGAAGAGGAGAGGAGGGAGCACCAGGCCCAGAGACAGCCCAGUGAGACCUCAGAACCCUGAAGGAGAAAAAAGAGGUUCAGACCUGCGUGUGUCUGGGUACCUGAACCUGGCUGCCGACUUUGCACACAACUUCACCGAUGGUCUGGCCAUUGGUGCGUCCUUCCGUGGGGGCCGAGGGCUGGGCAUCCUGACCACAAUGACUGUCCUUCUACAUGAAGUGCCCCAUGAGGUCGGGGACUUUGCCAUCUUGGUCCAGUCGGGCUGUAGCAAAAAGCAGGCGAUGCGUCUACAGCUACUGACUGCAGUAGGGGCGCUGGCGGGCGCAGCCUGUGCCCUUCUCACUGAAGGAGGGGCAGUGGGCAGUGCAGUUGCAGGUGGUACUGGUCCUGGCUGGGUUCUGCCAUUCACUGCUGGUGGUUUUAUCUACGUGGCAACGGUGUCGGUGUUGCCUGAGCUGUUAAGGGAAGCGUCACCUUUACAGUCACUUCUGGAGGUGCUGGGGCUGCUGGGGGGAGUUGUCAUGAUGGUGCUGAUUGCCCACUUGGAGUGAGGGGUGGGAGAGAGCAUCCCCACCCCUGCUCCAGACCUCUCCCCCAAACUCCAGGGCAGGGGCCUGGGGGGUGCUGGAGGCCAUGAGCAGGAACAUCAGCCAGUGUAAGGAGUUGAAACCAGAGGGGCUGUAGAGGGGGGAACGGAGAGGCAGGAGGGACCAGUGUUGGGCACUGCCUGACCAUACUGUUAGGUUGGGGGAUAAAGGAGGCCACGAAGAAGGCUGAAAGGGACAGAGGUAACGACAGCCUGGCGGCCCCAGCCCUUGUUUUCAGAGGACCAAGCUGCCGCACACAGUUCUCCAAGGUCCACCUCCCUCUCUUCCACCACCCGGUGGAGGCUUCAGGGAAGACCAGAGCACUGGACAGAGGGGCUAACAAGGAGUCCGGAGUAAACGGCAAUCGUGCGUCCUGAUUUGGGGGUGAUGGGGGGUGAGGGGUGGGAGAGGGUUCGUUGGCCUGAUUUGUUUGUAUUCAUUUUUUUAUAUCACUGUUUAAAUCAAGGGGAGGGGUGGUGACCGGAAAUAAAGUUCUUGGCUCUUCCGCCCCAUA